Molecule: messenger RNA, 2061 nt
Organism: Colletotrichum siamense
Lineage: Eukaryota; Fungi; Ascomycota; Sordariomycetes; Glomerellales; Glomerellaceae
Exons: 1
Coding region: 1-2061 (686 amino acids)
Source: RefSeq, a predicted model, not a curated record
AUGGAGCCAAGCGAGCCUAGAGAACUUGUCGCCUUUCCUGACAGCCACUUCGCGCAAGAAAUUCAGAGAAUCAAGAACAAUCUGGCCACAUCUGGCUUCAAACACUUCAACCUGUCUGGACUUUCCGCUGGAUUCGACUGCUUCGAGGUGGUCAAAGCAGUACAUGAUCAUGCGGCGACCAAGAACUUGAAAUCCUUUCUCAUCGUGCCCUCUUACACAGAGGCAGUUGCCAUCAAGAACAGAGGAUUUUUUAACGUCUUGACCAUGGAAGUGGCAUCCCAUUUAAAAAAGACUGAUCGAUUCAAAGACCUCAUUGGAAGCAGAGCAGUGCUCUUUGUCAAGCUGGAUGGAAGCCGAACCAUUGCGUCUGACGUGGUUGGAUGUUUCAUUCAGAGGCUUGUCAAGGAGAGCGCCAAAGAUAACUAUGCCUGGAAUCUGGUCGUCAUGUCAUCAUUCUUCACACCCUCGCCUCCUCCCUUUGGAAAUCUGAGUGAGCCCGACAUGAACCUGGGCUUGUCGUUUCAGCGCUGUCUCGAGCUUGAAUCGUCGCAGCCCCCCGUCUCAAUGGAGGCCUUGGGCCAACAUGAAGGCUGGAACGACAGGAUGGAACGGCUGGUCAAUGAGGUCUUCCGCAAGAAUCGAAGCGGCUUCAUCGUUUGUUUCGUGCCCCGCCACCUUGUCCGGAUGGCGCUCGAAUUCGUCCCAUCCAAGGUCAUCUUGAGUGCUUUCGACCUCUAUGUGGAUCACGAUAGCUGGAUCGACCCUCGUGGCAAGCAGCAGAUUCUCAUGUUGGAUCCGUACAAUAUCCACUCCAACUUCGUCUGGAACAUUCCCAAUGUCACUGAUGUCCUCACGACGGGCACCAAGCGUGGCUUCUUCUUCGACCAGAAACUGGGACGGGUUGUCGAAAGGACCGUACCGCUAUCGCGACGCGAACUCUAUCAGCAGAUGGCCAUUUGUCGCCAGUCUCAAUACGAUGCGACUUUGCACUGUGACUUCGACUUUCUCGCAGCCCUACAGGAGCGACCGUGGGAGCCGGCGCCCCAAACGGACGACUCUUCGAUGUUCGAUUUCUUGAACAUCAAGAAUUGGCCCGAUCUACCUCCUUCAGCGGAUAAUCAAUCCAUUCAGGCACAGCGAGCUACUACUAUGAAGCGCUUCAAAACGCUCGGAUGCAUUGAAGACGGCGACGAGGAAGGCACCUAUCGCUUGACUGCCGACCUCGGAAUCAUGAUGCGCGAGAACUUGCAUUGCUUCCCUGAACUCAGCAUCAAUGCAGCCUGCAUGAUCGCAGCUCUGCAGUUCCAAGAUGCAUCUCCUCACGCCUACAGAACCGUCCUCCUCUUGGCAGCCAUCAUGUCCGUCGGCCUCGUCAGCACCGACAGUCCAAUGAUUAGAUGGCAUGACGGGGAGCCACCCGAGUUUCUAUAUGGUGGCCCGCAGAGGACUCUGGGAGACAUGCUCUGUGGCUCUGCCAGCGGUCUAUUUCACCGCGGAGCUCCUUGGUUGGCACUGGGUGUCUGGGAGACGUACCGAGUCGAGUCCGACGACUUCACGACCUCCGGGCUCGUGUUCAGAGACACCGGCGAGAACUGGCAACCUGUUGCCGAUGGCACCUUCAUGAUCGACGUUCUCCGCGCCAGGCAGGUUGCAGAGCUGGUUGAGAGAAUGCGCAACCUCUUCGGUGGCGACUUCCCGGACGUCCGACAUGACGAAAGCUCCCCGCCGCUCGAAGACUGGGAAUUCGAAAUCGUCGAGGAGUGCCUGAUUCACGGAUGGCUGAGCAACAUGUUGGUCUGGCCUGAGAACACCCGAAGAUUCUUCGACGCGACCACCGAGGAGGCUGCAGACCUCAAUUGCGACUUCGGCCCCGACCUUGACCACAUUGAGAAGAGUUUGAGCCAGGACGGCAACACAGAGUCGCAUAACUUCAUCCUAUACCACCACUUGGCCGAUCAGGAUGGUGUCAAGGCCGCUUUCGGGUUUGUUGUUGGCCUGGAGACGCUGCAGAGAGUGAUGGGCAGGUUGGUAUCCGACCACGACGGGGAGGAUGAGGGCUAG